Messenger RNA from Pangasianodon hypophthalmus (striped catfish), 5645 nucleotides. It is a transcript of the gene cpne3, whose product is annotated as copine III. Gene Ontology annotation, cellular component: plasma membrane. The record is from RefSeq and is a predicted model, not a curated record. NCBI's taxonomy places the organism in Eukaryota, Metazoa, Chordata, Actinopteri, Siluriformes, Pangasiidae. The coding region runs from base 1354 to 2985 and encodes 543 amino acids. Gene Ontology annotation, molecular function: receptor tyrosine kinase binding; calcium-dependent phospholipid binding. The transcript is spliced from 16 exons. Gene Ontology annotation, biological process: ERBB2 signaling pathway; cellular response to calcium ion.
UUUAAUUCAUUCAUUCAUUCAUUCAUUCAUUCAUUCAUCUUCAGUAACCACUUUAUGGUGGAUCUGGAGGCUGUCCUUCUAACACUGGGAGUGAGGUGAGAAUACACCCUGGGUGGGAUGCCAGUGCAUUGUAGGGCAAGAAAUGUAAUAUGAUAGUCGUACACUUGACGUUGAAAUUCUUGACAAUUGAUGUCUUAAGUGGCUAAUACAUACUCCCAGUGGUCAUUUUAUUAGGUACACUCACUAUAUGGAUGCAGUUGGUAGGUGGACAAUUACGGACUGUAGGCUGUCUGUUGUUAGCCUUGCUCUAUUCCCUCCAUCAGUAUAGAAUAUAUAGAAGGUUUGAGUGGUGCACUCAGUACUGCUGUGGCACUGACAUGGUAGUAGCAUGUUAGUGUGUGCUGUGCUGGUGUGAGUGUAUCAGGUACAGCUGCAAGGCUCUGACCACUUUAUUAGAUCCAAAUUCCUAGUUGGUGUGACAUGCUUGUGUACAGACUUUGGCUCUUUUUCAUGUGCAAUUUAUGUUAAUCGUCCUUAAGCCUUUGAUCAGUAGUUAUCUCACAGCACUGCAAUUACAACACAGAAUAACCUGACAGAACAUUGUCCACCACCCAAAUCAUAUCUGCUGAGUGGUGCUCCCAUGGUGAUCCCCUACAAAGUGCACCAGUAUACACCUGAUAAAAGGGCCAGUGAUUUUGUAACUAAAGGACAGAGGUUAUUAUUUUAUUAUAACAGCAUGGCUCUGAAAAUAGUUCUGGCUUUUAUAUAUUGUACAUGAGAGGUUUAUAGUAGUGUGCUGUUUCUAAUGCCUUAUUGUUUCUAUAGUAACAGCUACUAAGAAAGAAAAAUGUGUAAUAGUUGAUAUGGUGAAGCUUUGUGUAAUUUAACUGUCUACGUUUUGCAUUACAGGAGAUUCUUCAGGACAGAAGACUUUGCACUUUAACACUUACUAGAGAGAAAAUGAGGGUGGUAAGAGAAUGUUUACAUGCGGUUACAGCUGCUGUAAGUGACAACAGGAACUAGUUCUGCCAGCGUUAAACAACAUUAAAUAUAACUAUAUACGAUUUGCUGUUGUAUAAAUGGGACAAACACUUCGGGACGUGCUGUUAUGAGAAAAUGAUUGAAUCAGGGACUAUUUUCCUUUCCCUAUGGCGGAAAAUGACUCCGAGGUGACUACAUCUCUGCGCACUGAGACACACUGUAACACUUAACCAAAAAGCAAGCGAUCUGCGCAUGCGCACGGGGUGCUGUCAGUAAGGGUGUGUGCUGUUGGAAGGGAGUGAAGCUAAAACAGCUGCCAGAAAUCUCUUCAAGGAAAAGAAUAAUACAUUGAUACUUACACUGCUAUCUUCAAUGGCGACGCAGUGUGUGACCAAAGUGGAGCUCACAGUCUCCUGUGAAAACCUUUUGGACAUGGAUGUGGGCUCCAAGUCUGACCCCAUGUGUGUCCUGCAUAUGAGUACAUCUGGAAGUCAGUGGUUUGAGGUGGACCGCACAGAGAAAGUAAAAAAUUGCCUGAAUCCCAAAUUUGCCAAGAAGUUUGUCAUCGAUUAUCACUUCGAACUUGUACAGAAACUUAAAUUUGGCAUUUAUGAUAUAGACAACAAAACCAUUGAGCUGAGUGAUGAUGACUUCCUUGGAGAGUUGGAGUGUUCCAUGGGUCAGAUUGUGUCAAGUGGGAAGCUGACCAGACCACUAAUCUUGAAGAACAAAAGACCAGCAGGAAAAGGAACCAUUACAAUCAUUGCAGAGGAAAUUAAGGAUAAUAGGGUGGUGAAUUUUGAAGUCGAGGCCAGGAAACUGGAUAAAAAGGAUUUCUUUGGAAAAUCAGACCCCUACCUGGAAUUCUACAGGCAGAUGGACUCAGGAUGGCAGCUUGCCCACAGAACAGAGGUGGUGAAGAACAAUCUUAACCCCUGUUGGAGACCUUUUAAAAUCCCUCUGCAGUCUCUCUGUGGAGGAGAUAUGGAGAAACCCAUCAAGGUGGAAUGUUACGACUAUGACAAUGAUGGGUCACAUGACCUUAUUGGGAUUUUUGAGACCAAUAUGAAACGCCUGCAGGAGGCUACACGCACUUCUCCGGCAGAGUUUGACUGUGUGAACAUGAAGAAAAAGCAGAAGAAGAAGAACUAUAAGAACUCUGGUGUUGUGAGUGUGAAACUCUGCCAGGUUGUGAAGGAGUACUCAUUUUUGGAUUACGUCAUGGGUGGCUGCCAGAUAAAUUUCACUGUUGGAGUGGACUUCACAGGGUCAAACGGUGACCCAAAGUCUCCUGAUUCUUUGCACUACAUCAGUCCUAAUGGGGUCAAUGAGUACCUUUCUGCCAUCUGGUCUGUUGGCCUGGUGAUUCAGGAUUAUGACAGUGACAAAUUGUUCCCAGCUUUUGGGUUUGGGGCACAGAUUCCUCCAAACUGGCAGGUGUCUCAUGAGUUUCCACUUAACUUCAAUGCAUCUAAUCCAUUCUGUGCUGGAGUAGAGGGCUUGGUGGAAGCUUACAGGAUGUGCCUGCCCCAGGUCAAACUUUAUGGGCCUACAAAUUUUGCUCCUAUCAUCAGACAUGUGAGCAACUUUGCCCAGCAGGCGCAACAACAGAAUACAGCCAGUCAAUACUUUGUUCUGCUCAUUAUCACGGACGGCGUGAUCACAGACAUGGACCAUACCCGAGCUGCCAUCGUAGCUGCUUCCCAUUUACCCAUGUCCAUUAUAAUUGUGGGUGUGGGCGGGGCUGACUUCACUGACAUGGAGAUCCUGGAUGGGGAUGACGGACGUCUGAAAUCUCCAUCAGGAGAGCCAGCCGUGCGGGACAUUGUGCAGUUUGUGCCAUACAGAAAGUUCCAGAAUGCUCCUAAAGAGGCAUUGGCACAGAGUGUGCUGGCAGAGGUUCCUGGACAGGUUGUCACUUUCUUCAACAUGCUGAAGCUCAGCCCUCUUAAAUCCAGUACUCCUGUAGCUGAUUCCGACGGGCAAAUGAAGAUGAAUGCCUAAUGGUACUUCAGCAACAACCAAUAAGAGACCUCACCAGCUCCAGCCCAUGCUUCAUUCCUUUCCAGCGUGCUGGUCCUUUCCUAAAUAAAUCACUCUAAGGAAGUAUGUAAAUAGAUCUACAAAGUCUGUGCUAGCUUGCCACUUUAAAGAGCAGCUCUUCAUACACACAGCUUAUUUGGGGUAAUAAACUUCAUAUCUACUGGUAGCAAAUGUUUAUAUUAAUCUGAUAGUCCAGUAUAUACAUGUACACUUUACUCAAUUAUCUCAAGAAAAUGCAAAAUUUAACCUGCAUGCUCAGUGGUAAUGAAUGGUAGUCACAUGCUGCAGGAGUGUGAUUUGAAAAGCAUCAGAUCCAGAUUACCACUCCAGAAUAAAUCUGAAAAACUUCAGUAAAACAUUUGCUGAAACAUUUUGUUCAGGAUAGCAAAUUAACUCUGUGGAAAGCUUUUGUUACUGGUGCAGAAACAAGAUUUUGAAAUCUUAACUGCUUUUUUUCUGCACCAUAUCGCACUGGGUUCUCAUUUAUACCAGUUAACACCCCAACACUACAUGCACCCGAAAACAAUAGUCAAGUGUGCUUUGGGUCAGGUAGAUGUGCUCAAGAUAUGUAUAUUUAAAACAAGAUAUGUUUUGACUGCAAUCAAAUAAGCUCAUGCUCUGAGUUGCUCUUUAAUAAUCCAGACAAAGACAGAAGUGCCAUGUAACUCCUCACUAAGGUUAUGUUCACAUUACAGAAUUUAAGUGUCCCAAGUACUAUUUUUGCCCAAAUGUGGCGCAGAGCUGUGUGAACCCAGAAGACAGAUCUUUUCAGUCCGAUUUGAUCACACUGAUUUUCUGUACAAAGCUAAGGUAUGGCAAGUGCUGUACUUUGCCAUACCUAGUUUAUGCUCUUACAUUCAAAUACAAAUGGGAACCAUCAAGGCAAAAAGAUCAGAGCAAAAAAAUCUGAAUUGAGCACUAAAUUUACUAAUGUGAACAUAGCCUAAGUGCAUGUUUACACAUAUCGGUUCAAAUGUGUGUGUGUAUUGUUUUUUUAAUCUAUUUUUGGUUAUGUUGAAUCCCGUUUGGUGCCUUAUAUAUCAGGUUUCCAGCAAUGCUAUAAUAAUUUUUUAUUCAAACUGGAUAUAUUUUUAUAUGUUAUAUAAAUUGCUUUAAUAUUUAGAGGAAAGUUAUUAUUUUUAUCAUAGUUUACACAGUUCCUUUAAUGAAAAUGCUUUAAUCGUUAAUGUUGUUAUGCUAAUUAAGUGCCAUAAUAUUAAUCACACUGUUGAGGACCUGUAUGGACCUGAAUGGGUAUAUAGCACACAGCACAGGUUGCCGCCUCACACCAGGAUUCUUGGGUCGAUCCUGAGCUUGGGUUACUGUCUGUGUGGAGUUCUUUGUGUGUCUGUGGGGUUCCUCCGGUUUCCUUUCAACCGCCAAAAGUAUGCCACUAGGUCAAUUGGCUAUGCUAAUUUGCCCUUAGAUGAGUGAAUGAGUGUGUACAUGGUGCUGUGCGAUUGACAGGCACCCAGUAUUCCCAGACUAGACUCCAGAUCCUAUAUAUUAUACUAUACAGCUACUGUAUACUGUUGAAAAGAUUCCUCUUAACUCAUUUCCUGCAACUAAACUGUUAAAAUUUCCCCAUUUUGAUUUCAAGAAAAUUUCCCCAUUAUACUUCAAGAAAUUAAUAGUAAAAAAAGCAACUGUGUUUAAACAAAAUUUGUUUGGAGCAACGUGUAUCAUUUUUAUCCCUAAUUCCGAGAAAAACAGGUUCGUAGAACACACUCACAUUGCUCCAAACAAACACACAUACGUACACACACACACACACACACACACACACACACACACAAACACCACAUACUAUAUAUAUGACUUCAUAAAGGACUCCACACUGUGUUGGUUAUGUUUGUGUAGGGGGACUGAGGUGACUUGUUUAAUACUGCAAGUGUCUUACCAAACUUCCAAAUGGGUCUUGUUCGUCUUUGCUGUCUUUGGGUGGUUGUCAUGGUAAAAGCAAGGUUUUACAUUUCUGUGUUCCUUUUUAUGACUAGUUUAUGACUAGUUUAACCUAUAUUACAGUAUUAAUGAACUUAUUCUACUUUUAUAAAAUCAUUAUUUGAAUAUACAGAUGUGUAUAUCUGUGCUUAGUUGUAGUAUAAUAUUUCCCAUUCACUAGGGUUAGAGAUUAAAAAGUUUGUGCACUUUUUAAUUUUGAGUUUAAUGUUUUUAAAACGUGGAGUUUAGUAUAAAGAAAUGUCCAAGUAAUUGUUAGAAAGCUAUCAUGAUGCAAAUUCUCAAACUGGGCUACACUGUGGGAAGUGAUAUACACAGAUGUGUGACAUGACUACAAUGACUACAUAAUAUGAUAACCACAUGUCAUAUUGUGGUGGGCACAGUGAUUAUAUCAACACAUUGUAUUGCUUCUUUUAAUUUGUUUUGUUUGCUUCUAGUUGCAGGUAAUUUGAUUAAUGCUUAAAUUAGUCUUCUAUCCCAAAUUCCAUGAAGAUGUUUGUAUAUCAGGAGUGAAAUGGAUUGAACUGGAACAGUGACAACUAUAUUAAGAUAUUGGCCUUGUAUUCACUGUGACCUAUAUUCUUCAGCCAAAGCAGUGAUCAGCAUGGAGUUCACUGUCCUAACUGAACACAUAAAUUGUUGUACAUAAAUUGUUGAAUGCG